GACGCGGUUGCACGCUACUCGGUUGAUUGAAUAUUGCGCUUCCAACAGGGAGUGGAUUAUAAACAGUGUCUUAUUUCAAAAGUUUUGUGUGGGUUGGUUGAAUGGAUUUUUAGUUGCAUAUAAAAAUAUUGAUAGUGAUUUCUUAUAGGUGUGUAAUGGUGUAAAAUAAUUGUAAAUCAAUAUGGCGACUACAACUAUGGUGGUGUCACCGCUAGCCACGCAGCCGACUCCUAAGAACAAACGGAGACUAUUUGCUGAAGCUAGACAGAACAGCUUACAGAAGCUAAGUGUGAUAUUCGACCAUGGACAUAAGAACGGCAAUGGUGGGGAGACUACAUGGUGUUUCAGUCAGGUGAAGGGCACCUUGGAGGACGACGUUACCGAGGCUGAUCUCAUAUCAUGUGUCGAGUUUAACCACGAUGGCGAGCUGCUGGCCACCGGUGAUAAGGGCGGUAGAGUUGUUAUAUUUCAGAGGGACCCAGCAUCAAAACAAUGUGUUCCUAAGAAGGGCGAGUAUAAUGUAUACUCGACGUUCCAAUCACACGAGCCAGAGUUUGACUACCUCAAAUCACUGGAGAUUGAGGAGAAGAUCAAUAAAAUUAGAUGGCUUAAAAGGAAGAACCAGGCGCACUUCUUAUUGUCAACCAAUGACAAGACUAUUAAGUUAUGGAAAGUGUCGGAGCGGGACAAGCGCGUGACGGGCUACAACACGCGCGAGGAGGGCGGGCGGCCGCGCGACCCCACGCGCGUCACGGCGCUGCGCGUGCCCACCGUGCGCCCCGCCGACCUCAUGGUGGAGGCCUCGCCCAGACGGAUAUUCGCAAACGCACAUACAUACCACAUAAACUCGAUCUCACUGAACUCGGACCAGGAGACGUACCUGUCGGCGGACGAUCUACGUAUCAACUUGUGGCACCUUGAAAUCACCGACCAGAGUUUCAAUAUCGUCGACAUUAAGCCCGCCAAUAUGGAGGAACUUACCGAGGUUAUAACAGCGGCAGAGUUCCACCCGACUGAAUGCAAUCUCUUUGUAUAUUCUAGUAGUAAGGGUACGAUAAGGCUGUGCGACAUGCGCGCGGCGGCGCUGUGCGACCGGCACGCGAAGCUGUUCGAGGAGCCGGAGGACCCGCACGCGCGCUCCUUCUUCUCCGAGAUCAUAUCCUCCAUCAGUGACGUCAAGCUCAGCAACUCUGGCAGAUAUAUGAUGUCUAGAGAUUACUUAGGUUUAAAAGUAUGGGAUCUUAGAAUGGAAACGAAGCCUGUAGAAACAUAUCCAGUACACGAGUAUCUUCGCUCAAAGCUUUGCUCGUUGUACGAGAAUGACUGUAUCUUUGAUAAGUUUGAGUGCUGCUGGAGUGGAGAUGACCAGCGGCUUAUGACCGGUUCUUAUAAUGGAUUCUUUAGAAUAUUCGAGCGAGGCGGUGCGGGCGCGGGCGCUCGGCGCGGCGAGCUCACGCUGGAGGCGUCGCGGGACGCGGCCGCGCGGCCCCGCCAGCCGCUGCGCGCGCGCCGCGUCGCCGCCACCGCCAAGAGGAAGAAGGAUGAAAUAAGCGUAGACUGCCUGGACUUCAACAAGAAAAUCCUCCACACAGCCUGGCAUCCGCACGAGAGUAUCAUAGCCGUAGCUGCCACGAACAAUCUUUUCAUAUUCCAAGACAAAUUCUAGCGGGGCCCCUUAGCUAUGCCUUAGGUGAGCGAGGACAUAAUAUACUAUACAAAUCUACUAAACCUUUUAUUUGCAACCUACAGCCUUUUAUUUGCAUCAUAGAACAUAUGUGCAAGCAAUAAUUAGGAUUAUAUUGUUGAAAUUAUUAAAGAUUAACAAUUUGUGAAUUUGGAAAGGAAUUCUCGCAAUCGUUUGAAAAUAUUUUUAUAUUAAAUGAUGUCUUAGGGAUUAUUCAUGAUUCUACUUAAACCUAAACUCAUUUGUUCAAUAAGAUUUUGAAUUUAUAUGUCUUUCCAAAGUCAUAAAAUAAUUUCUGAGUUAAAUGUAAAGGUGUAAAUGAUUUUAUGUAAUAUACAAUAAUUUACAUUUUGAUUUCAAGCUUUUAGAUCUAAAAGAAAUAAACGCGACAAAAACUAGAAUUUAUAUGAAUAAUACAAAAAAAUGCUAUUAAAAAGUCCAUAGAAUAGAUAUAGCCUAAUAAUGUCUUUAAUAAUUCUGCAAAUUAUUAAUAUGUCCUCCUUGCCAUAGGCUAGUGUUAAAUAUAUCAUGUUACAAAGAGGUAAUUGUCAGUUAAAGUUCUUAAUAUAAUAAAUGACGUACAUAAAACCUUCAUACUCAAUUCAUAUUUAAAAAAAUAUAUAAAAAAAUAUACUUGUUUAAAGUUUAAAGCAUCACAUUAAUUCACUAUUAAUUCAAGCUAUUGCUGACAAAUACCUCCCCAUAUGUUAAAUCAAUUAAUCAGUUUGUAUGUUUGUUAUUCUCAUAUUAUACAAUUUAUAUGUGAAUUAAGUACCACCGUUUAUACCAAAUAAAUUUAUAAAUAUUUCAUAAAAAGGACUGAUCCGAUUUAUUUUUGGAUCUCUAAAUCUAUAAAAGUUAUAAACGGGCACAUUGAUUUGUAAUGUUUUAAAAGAAUGUUUGUAAAAUGUUUGUCAGUUUGCAGUAACAAAUAUGAACUUUAACACAGUAACAUAAGGCUUAAAAUGUAAUUGCAAUCCAUAUCCAUGUAAUGUUAAACUGUAAACAUUUCAGUGUUGCCCUUUUCAUUUGUUUAAAAAGUCCAGUUUUUUUUGUUUAUAUUUCAAUAUAUUUUAUAACAAACAUACAAUCUGACGCGAUAUCGCUAGCUAGGUACUAAGGCCGUUAUUCAAACACUGAUAUAAUUUAUACGCUUUUCAUACUUAAGGUUCUAAGCGGUAAUUAAGUAUUUAUUGUUUAAAUGAUGAAAAACACGAAAAUAGGUUGUCGCUUGACCAUACGGAUGAGAUUAGUUAGAAUUAUCAAUUGAUAGCUACUGAUGUGUUAAAUCUAUGACGACAGACAUGCACAGAUAACAAAUCGCAUAUAUUUCAUACGUCAGUGUUACCAGUCCAGAUAUUGGUAUUAAAUUCGGGACACAGGGGUGAGUUUCAUUUGUAAUAUCAUUUUAUUGAAAUACUCCUGUGAACCAAAAAUAGCCAUAGAACCGUCAACAUGUCGCGAAUAUUAUUAUAAGUAAGAAAAAAAUAUCGAUUAUGUAUGAAUUCCAAACUUGUUGAUAAAAUUGGUUCGUUUUAGUAUGUCUUAAAAUUACAAUCAAAAUAUGGUCUGAAAGGACAAUGAAAGCUGGUUAAUAACUACUAUGCGGAUUAAUUAUGGGAUCGUAUACGUAAUAUGAAACGCCUAAGGUUACACUGGGUUUUUUUUAAUUUUUUUACCCGUGCCUUACACUGAACGCAGUGUUUUUUUGUUAAUCGUCGUUCUUUUAUUUAUUAUGUAUUUUUUUUAAGUCUUUGUGAUUGUUUUUACUCGAUUCGGGGUUGUAACCCUCAUGUUAACACUGACUUGAUGUUUGUUAAAGAAUUGUUACUAAGUCUGCCCUCUUAUCUAUAGACCAAUAUAUUCUAUUCUAUCCAAAGUGCACUCCAUCCGAAUAAAGUCUCGUUACAUACAUUUGAAUAUAAAUCCUUUAAAUUUCAAUUUUAUUAUGAAUAGCGAAAGCGAUGUUACAAAACUGAUUUCUAACGUUGUAGCCGGGCUGUGAAUUUUGUGCUUUAGAUGUUAUAUAAGUUGCUAUCGAAUAGAAUGCCUCAUAACAUUUUAAUAACGAUUGUAAUCCUUCAUCGAGGGCAGAAUGGUAAAGAAUGUUCUGGAUAGAAAUUCUAUAAAGGUAUAGGAAAGGACACGGUGAAUUUUUAUAUUCACAUAAUAAGUCUAAAGUCAAGAACAAGGCAAUAUCCAAGAUAAAGAAUGUUUGUUACAUUAGAAAUAAAAGUUCAUUAGGGAUUAAUUGGGCAUACAUUACUUACAGUACAUUGUGAACAGUUUUAUGUGAUUUAGUUAUUCACUUAAUUGUAUUUAUAAGGAAGCUUGAACGAUAUAAUAUGUAAUUGAUAAAAAAAAAAUGUAAAUAAGUGAAAGUAAGGAGGCCUGAACAAUAUAAAUAUAGGAUACUAUGUCACAACACUUGUAUUAUUGUACAGUUAUACAUAUAUUGUACUUUUUGUAAAGCUUUCUAAAAAAAUUAUGUUCACCGAUUAUUAAAUAAUUUUUUUUUAAACGUUUUUAUUGAGUGUUAACGAGUCAAACGUCUGUUGAUAGUUUAAUGGACAUUCGAUUGACGUCAAUAAUAUACAUACAAAAUUAGAACCAUAUCAUAAUUAAUUUGUUAAAAUUUCACUAAAAUAAAACAUUUUAUGAACUAGUUCAGCGACUGUGACAAGGUCCUAAAUAGUGUAUAUUAUUGACUGUCUCCUAUAAGCCUCUAACAAAAUAGGAUCGUAAGGCACUUCCAUAGCUUGUGAAUGAAUCCCUAAUUACAUUUUUUAUGUUGAUCAGUUUGUAUAGUUGAUCUAAAUUAGGUUUCAUUGUGAGGGGCCCGGUCAAUUCCCCACGCGUUAGAUUAAGCAAACACAAAUCGAUGCUGUCUGCUAUGUUAUUGGCCGAUAGGAAUAAUAGUGAUAAAUGUGUGAUAUUUAUCGGAAAAAUAAAAUUGCCUUCGCAGCUAAGUUACUUGUUGCUUUGAAAGCAAUUUUGGAAUUGACUAAGACCCCACGUAUCAGUGUAAAAAUGAGCUUUGUAGUAUAAAGCAAAGACAUGUAGUCGGUGAGUGAAAGAGGAUGUGUGUACGUCUUAAUUUAAGUCUAGGUUAUAGUUAGGCAAAAAAAACUGUGAAUGCAUACAGUGAAUAAAAAAAUCAGUUUUUUUUCUUUCCUGCAUCGAGGGAUCAACAGGUCGCUUUGUGAUAAGGGCGUUGUGUGAUAAACGGACAAAUGUAUGUGAAAGUUUGUGAGGUACCUCGAGAUGCGAUUGUUGACAACGAAAUCAUUGUGGCUGCCGGUCGGUUGUCGCGCCUUCGCCUUGACGCUUUACAAAGUUCGCUUUCUAUUGAUUCAUUCAUGCUUCGUUGGUAAAUUUAAGAUAUAUAAAAUGUGUCAAAAUCAUUUCAAGAGUGUGAAGUCUACUUGGCUAAGUCGGAAAAAGGAAGUAAAUUCGAUGUUUUCUUAAAAUUUUAUAAACAUGGACAUUAAUGAAAAAAAAAGAAUGUAUAUUUCGCUAGUUUUUAAUUAACUGUGGCAAAAAUUAAAGGAAACUUGUACUGAAUUUGACCGUUUAGCCGUAUUCUGUAAUGGAUUUUAUAUUUAUAGCAUGAAUGUUAUUUUUUUAAUUUUGGUGUUAAAAUAUUAUGUAUAAAUGUGCCAUGGUAUCAAGACGAGGGCGCGGGCGUGUUGUGCGGGAGUUGUUGUUGAAUCCAAAAUAUUUCCUAUAAUAUAAAUUUUUAUAUCUGA
Molecule: messenger RNA, 5433 nt
Organism: Vanessa atalanta (red admiral)
Lineage: Eukaryota; Metazoa; Arthropoda; Insecta; Lepidoptera; Nymphalidae
Gene: tws
Product: protein phosphatase PP2A 55 kDa regulatory subunit
Exons: 12
Coding region: 182-1666 (494 amino acids)
Biological process (GO): peptidyl-serine dephosphorylation
Cellular component (GO): protein phosphatase type 2A complex; cytosol
Molecular function (GO): protein binding; protein phosphatase regulator activity
Source: RefSeq, a predicted model, not a curated record